AUGCCGCGCAUUGAUCCUAUUCAACUGCUCAACUGUCUAAGCGUGCUCUUGUCACCUAAAGGCGGUAUCAAGAGCAGAGACGAAGUGCAGAGACUAGCUAUACUUAUGACUAAGUACUCGAAGAAAUUGGUAUCUAAAUGUAUAUACAUUCAGAUAUUGAAAUGUACAGAAACGGAUUUACUAGGUUUAUUUAUGGGUUCUGAGGGAUGGCUUUUGGUACAUAUGUGGUUAACUGAAAGUAUAGUGGCGAAAAACUGGCCACUUGUGAAAGAGUUGUUAGAAUUACUAUUAUUGUGUCCAGUUGACAUAGAACGUUUGAAAACAAACAACUGUCCAAAAUUAGUUAAAGAAUUAUCAAAAGAUGAGGAUCAUUUUGCUAUCAGGGCCUUAGCAUCAAAAUUAGUCGAACAAUGGUUGAAGACUGUCAAAGGUGAACAAGUCAUUCCUAUUCAGCUUUGUGACUUACCGCAAAUAAUAAAAGAUGCUCAACCUGAUUCUAUUGCUUUAAUCAAAACCGAAUGUAAUAUCGAACACAAGGGUGAUAGUGAUACUAUUUCGAAUAAAGCAAUUAAUGACGAAAACGUCAAAAUUGAAAAUACUGAUAUUAAAGCAGAAAAACAAGUAAAUGAUGUUAAGGUAAAAGAAGAAAUAGAUGGGGAACCUGAAACCUUGCCUGUCUUGAAAAUCAGUUUAAAGGAUGGAAAGCAGAUGGUCUCCCAAGUAGAUGAUGAUAAUGAUAGUAAAGCCUCUGAAACUCUGUCAGAUUCGGAAAAAAGUAAAGAAAAAUCAAAGAGUAAGAGCAAAGAUAAAACUGAAGAAAAAAAUAGUAGUAGCUCAAGAUCAAGAGGUUCAUCAAAACAUUCUAGAAAAAUCCCUAAACUGAGUGACUCGAAAAAGGAGAAGCCUUCCAUAUCCAUAGAAGUUAGGAAACCGGAUGAGCCAAAACCUAAAACAGUGAAAACCUUUAACUCAAAGUUCAGGAAACAUGGUCUAGAAGAAGAAGUUAAACCGCCACCUUCCAGAGCUGCUGUUUUAACUAAAAAAGCAUCAACUUCUGUAUUGCCGCCAAUUGUAUCAAUACCAAAAAGACCAUCACCAGUUCAUAGUGAUCCUCCUCCAGAGAAGAAGAUAAAAAUCGUAGAACCCAUUGAAAAACCCGGUGCAAUUAAAUUGAUUCCUCCUAAACCCAAACCCAUGUUGCUCUUGGAAAGUGACAUGUUCAUGGAUGCCUUGAAUGCGUCUGCUACUAACAAAAAAGAUCCUAAAAAAAGAAAACGAAGAACCAGUGGGUCAAAAGACGGAAAUUCUGCAAAUGACGUGUCUCCACCACACACUCCUACUACAAUGGUUAGUCCAAACAGUGAAAGUAAAUCAGUACCGCCGAGAUUCUACCAAGACACUCUUGAGGCUGAUGAAAAACAAGAAAAACCUUCAGAGAAACCUGAAAUAAAUGAAAAUGAGGAUACAACGAUUACUGACAAAGAGGAAGAAAAAAUGGAUACAUCGGAACCUCACACUUUAACAAUUAACGGACUUAAAGGUGUUUUAUGUUACCACAAACGGAAAGGUCCGAAAAAGAGUAUUAAAUGGAAACCAGAUUCUGAACUAGAAGAAAUACAAUACUUUGAACUUGACGAAACAGAAAGGGUAAAUGUAACAAAGACCUUUACAGAUAUGAAGUAUUUAGAAAGGAUCCACGAAAGGGAUGCUUUCCAAAAAGGUAGGAAUCUUAGCAAUGAUGAUGUUAUGGAAGAGAAAACUAAUUGGAGACCACUCAUACCCGUUGACGGUGGUGGACAAAUUCAAGUGGAACAUGGGAAAAAUAGUAAAGAAAAAGAUAUACAAGCGAUGCGCCAAAAAGGGACUCUGCAGCCACUUUAUUUCUCCAAAGCAAUGAUCCCUGACUCUGCUCUCGAACCUGACGCUGAGACUCAUACUUAUUCGGAACCUACGAUAAUACCACUGGAAGAUGUCACUGGCAAUCAAGAUAACAUUAGUGAUUUUAGAAACAUGCCCUGGCCUGAAUCUAAAGGUAAUGCGCCACCAGUAUCAAACAAUAUAAAUGUUCCUCCUAUCUUCCCAUCAAGCAUGAACCAGUUUCCCAACAAUUUUCCGAACCCACAGUUCCCAGGUGUGCCACCUGGAUUUCAAGGGGGCAAUAUGGUGCCUGGUGAGUGGCAAAACGGAGUGCCACCACAUAUGAUGCCAAAUGGUAUGCCUGGCCCUAUUCCUCCUGGGGCAAUGCCUCCAGGUAACAUGCCGCCAGGAUUGAUGAUGCCUCCCGAAAAUUUGAUGAUAUCUCCAGAGAUGUUUGGCGGUCCGAAUCCUAUGUAUCCUGUACCCCCUGAAGGUUUCAACAUGCAGCAAAAUAUGUUCCCGAUGGAAUUCAACAUGCCGGGUCCACAAGGACCGCCGGGUCCAGAAGGUUUUCCAGGCCCAGGGAACUUCCGAGGAGCAAUGCGAGGACGUGGCGUCGGGGGCCACUGGCGUGGAAAGAACGCCAACAACUGGGACGGACCUCAACGAGGUAGAGGCGGCGGUCGUGGUAGUCGCAAGGCUGUAUGCAUAUAUUUUCAGCGGAAGGGAUCGUGUCGACAAGGUGACAACUGCUCCUUUUUACAUCCAGGAGUAAAUUGUCCAUUCUAA
Molecule: messenger RNA, 2646 nt
Organism: Arctia plantaginis
Lineage: Eukaryota; Metazoa; Arthropoda; Insecta; Lepidoptera; Erebidae
Source: the annotation of a GenBank genome assembly